UACAGAAGUAUGGACAUGUCUCGCAGUUUGAUAGCUGGUCUGGUGUUGCUGCUCUCAGUCACCUCAGUGGUUGGCACAGGAGAUGCUAACUCUACUGAGUGUGUGAGUCAGCAGGAGCUGGCCGCUGUGAAGGCAGAGCUGGAGAAUAACGUGGACAAGCUACACUCACAGAUCAACUACUGGCAAGGGGUGACUGUCAACAACAUUCUUCAGGACCACUGCAAAACAGUAACAAGCUCUUCUGAAACCUCUCCUGGAUGUAGUGGGGCAUUCACCAACCCAGCUGUGAUUGGUGCCUCAGCAGCUCUUCUUGUUGUGAUUAUUGUUCUUAUAACAGUCGUCGUCAUACAAUGUGUACUCCUCGUUAAAAAGAAGAGGAACGCUGAGACCCAUGUGGCUACCACUAGUGGGACGAGUAGCACUGCUCACAGUGAGACGUAUCCAAUGGACGCAACGACCAGCAAAAGUGACUAUGUCACACUCAAUGAGGCUUAUGGAGUAAACAAGUAAUACAUGUAUAUACCACUCCCAAGUAAAUGAGCAAUUAUGAGCGACUGAAAAACUAAGGAUUGUGUAUUUCAUGCCGUGUAUUCUGGUGUGGUUGUUUCAUUUUGUCAUAAUUAACCUCUCAUUAGUGAUUUAUAAAUUUUGCCAAGUGAGGCACCA
Molecule: messenger RNA, 666 nt
Organism: Geodia barretti
Lineage: Eukaryota; Metazoa; Porifera; Demospongiae; Tetractinellida; Geodiidae
Source: the annotation of a GenBank genome assembly